UUCGCCUCUCUCAUUUCUCAGACCUAAACGAGCUGAGAGAAGCCACACCUUCCUUCCUUGCGCAUCUCUUCUAGGGUUAGGGUUUUUAUUUUUUCCUUCGGAGAAACCCUAAUUCCUUGAAAAAAUGGCGUCGUCAUCGUCAGCACAGAUCCACGUUCUCGGCGGCGUCGGAUUAUCCACUUCAUCGUCGAAGAGGACCGGAAGCUCGUCUGCACGGACGGUCUUCUUCGGGCAGGGAUUGCACAACGGAAGCUUCGGGGUUCUUCCGCGUUCCGCUUUCCUCAAGAUCAACCGCCGCGGCAGCAGCGGGAGGCGAUCGACGGGCCCCGUCCGAGUCGUCAAUGAGAAGGUAGUCGGCAUCGACCUCGGGACCACGAAUUCUGCCGUAGCGGCGAUGGAGGGCGGGAAGCCGACGAUCGUUACGAAUGCCGAGGGUCAGCGGACGACGCCUUCCGUUGUGGCCUACACAAGGAAUGGGGACCGCCUCGUUGGUCAGAUAGCAAAGAGGCAAGCGGUCGUGAAUCCCGAGAACACGUUCUUCUCUGUCAAAAGGUUCAUCGGGCGGAAGAUGGUGGAGGUUGAUGAGGAGUCGAAGCAGGUGUCGUACAGGGUGAUCAGGGAUGAGAACGGGAAUGUUAAGCUCGAGUGUCCUGCCAUCGGGAAGCAGUUUGCAGCCGAGGAGAUCUCCGCUCAGGUUCUGAGAAAGCUUGUCGAUGAUGCAUCCAAGUUUUUAAAUGAUAAGGUCACUAAAGCUGUAGUAACCGUACCUGCAUAUUUUAAUGACUCCCAAAGGACGGCAACAAAGGAUGCCGGUCGUAUUGCUGGAUUAGAAGUUCUCCGUAUCAUCAACGAACCAACUGCUGCUUCAUUGGCGUAUGGAUUUGAGAAGAAGAACAAUGAAACCAUUCUCGUAUUUGACCUUGGGGGUGGCACAUUUGAUGUUUCAGUUCUCGAGGUUGGAGAUGGAGUUUUUGAGGUGCUUUCUACUUCUGGUGACACUCAUUUGGGUGGUGAUGAUUUUGACAAGAGAGUCGUCGAUUGGCUUGCUUUGAACUUCAAGAGAGAUGAGGGCAUUGAACUUCUAAAGGACAAACAAGCUCUUCAGCGUCUCACUGAGACUGCAGAGAAGGCCAAGAUGGAGUUAUCAUCCCUGACCCAGACAAACAUUAGUUUGCCUUUCAUUACCGCAACUGCGGAUGGACCCAAACACAUUGAAACAACCCUUUCAAGGGCCAAGUUUGAGGAGUUGUGCUCGGACCUUCUUGACAGGCUUAAAAGACCUGUGGAAAAUUCACUGAGAGAUGCAAAGCUCUCCUUUAGUGAUCUAGAUGAGGUGAUCCUUGUUGGGGGAUCGACCAGGAUCCCAGCUGUUCAAGAACUCGUGAAGAAGUUGACGGGGAAAGAUCCCAACGUCACUGUCAAUCCUGAUGAAGUGGUUGCUCUUGGGGCUGCUGUUCAGGCAGGUGUAUUGGCUGGAGAUGUUAGUGAUAUCGUUCUCUUGGAUGUGUCACCUCUGUCUCUGGGAUUGGAGACAUUGGGUGGGGUGAUGACAAAGAUCAUCCCAAGGAACACCACGUUGCCCACCUCUAAAUCCGAGGUCUUCUCUACAGCAGCAGAUGGGCAGACAAGUGUCGAGAUCAAUGUCCUUCAGGGAGAGAGGGAGUUUGUGAGGGACAACAAAUCACUUGGUAGCUUCCGCCUUGACGGGAUACCCCCAGCCCCUCGAGGUGUGCCUCAGAUAGAAGUCAAGUUCGACAUUGAUGCCAAUGGUAUCCUCUCUGUUGCUGCCAUUGACAAGGGAACUGGAAAGAAGCAGGACAUCACCAUAACUGGUGCCAGCACCUUGCCCAGUGAUGAGGUGGCGAGGAUGGUGAAUGAGGCAGAGAGGUUUGCAAAGGAGGACAAGGAGAAGAGGGAUGCCAUAGACACGAAGAACCAGGCAGAGUCCCUCGUCUACCAGACAGAAAAGCAGUUGAAGGAGCUGGGAGACAAAGUCCCUGCUCCUGUCAAGGAAAAGGUGGAGUCAAAACUUGGCGAGCUCAAGGACGCCAUCUCUGGUGGAUCGACCCAAGGCAUGAAGGAUGCCAUCAAUACACUCAACCAGGAGGUGAUGCAGCUUGGUCAGUCCCUCUACAACCAACCUGGUGCUCCUAGUGGUGGUGCUGGCCCUACGCCUGGGGGUGAGGCAGGCCCCACUGGGAAAACGCCAGAUGGUGGUGAUGUCAUUGAUGCUGACUUCACUGAUAGUAAGUGAGAAUAAUUAGCAAAGAGCGCUUUGUUUUGUUUUGUUAUCAGUAUAGGAUAUGAUUUCGAAGGAGGGUCCUUAUUCUUUGAAUGAAAAAUUAGAGUAGAGGAUAUUUUGUGUUGGCAAAUGCUGACAAUAGUAAAACAAGCUUCUUUGCAAAAGCUCUUAAGAAGGAACGAAUACAGUAUCUUUGCCC
Magnolia sinica is the source of this 2441-nucleotide messenger RNA. Its product is annotated as stromal 70 kDa heat shock-related protein, chloroplastic. Gene Ontology annotation, biological process: protein refolding; cellular response to unfolded protein. The transcript has 8 exons. Lineage: Eukaryota; Viridiplantae; Streptophyta; Magnoliopsida; Magnoliales; Magnoliaceae. The record is from RefSeq and is a predicted model, not a curated record. The coding region runs from base 125 to 2254 and encodes 709 amino acids. Gene Ontology annotation, cellular component: chloroplast; cytoplasm. Gene Ontology annotation, molecular function: heat shock protein binding; ATP hydrolysis activity; misfolded protein binding.